Molecule: messenger RNA, 1590 nt
Organism: Letharia columbiana
Lineage: Eukaryota; Fungi; Ascomycota; Lecanoromycetes; Lecanorales; Parmeliaceae
Exons: 2
Coding region: 1-1590 (529 amino acids)
Biological process (GO): poly(A)+ mRNA export from nucleus; regulation of translational initiation; regulation of translational termination
Cellular component (GO): cytoplasm; nuclear pore cytoplasmic filaments; nuclear pore
Molecular function (GO): translation initiation factor binding; phospholipid binding; inositol hexakisphosphate binding
Source: RefSeq, a predicted model, not a curated record
AUGGAGAUCAUGACGAGUCCUUACAAACUAGCCAAAGAUAGCCCCUCACGCCAGCUCCUGUGGGAGCUCGGUCAGCUCGCGAUAUCAACACAGGAAGGAUUCUACGCCCAUCUGGACAGGGAGAGCCAUGAACGUGAGGCACUUCACCAGCAGGCGCUCGCUGCAGCCACUGCAAAACAUGAGAGCGUUCGGCGAACCGCGGAGCAGUACCGGGAAAGGCUAGAAGCACAGAUACAGGCGGAGCGAAAACGGAGAGACGAUGAAGAGGCAAAGGGAUUGGAAAAGCUGCGCCGAGAAAAGGUCGAGCAAGAAAUUGCGGAGAGGAAGAGAGAGGUCGAACGAGCCAAGACAAUUGAGCUUGAGGAGAAGAGAAUUGCCGAGGUCAAGAGGUUAGAGAAAGAGGCCGCGGAUCGCAAAAAAGCGGAGAGAGAAAGACAGGACGCUGAGACUGCCAAACGUCAAGAAGAAGAGCGUAAAAAAGCAGCCCGGCAGAAAGAUGAAGCCGCGGCAGCAGAGGUCCGUGCCAGAGAAGUGGCCGUUGCAGCUCAAGAGGCUCGCUCUGCGCCAGUCGUUCAAGCACCGGCACCGAUCUCAGCUCCUGCUCCACCUGUUCAGCAGUCUACCCCGACGACUCAACCAAUCCAAAACACCCAGUCAGAAGCUGAGCAUUCCAGGUAUCUCGAGAUUCACCGUGCAUUAAAGGAGCUUCGAAAGUUCAUGACCGCGCAGGCGAAGCAAAACGCACAGCUCAAAGGAGCCAUGGGCGACAUGAGACGCGAGAUCAGAAAAUCUGUUGGACAGUUAAGAGACGGAAAGGGUGCGAAUAAGGUUCAGCUGCAAACAACGAUUGAGACCCUCAAGAAAGCGGCCACUCUCGCCGAACCCCAGGUCGACAUCACCAUGUUCCUCGCAUCACCUCCGCAAGUAGAUGACCGCAAUGGUCCUGCUCUACUCGUCUACCUUCUUAAUAUUUUUGCAAAGGCUAUGAUCGCCCAAUUCAUCAACGAAGCUGGUGUCAGGCCUCUUAUAGCCGACAACCUUGGUACCGUUGCAAGUCAUAUCUUCGCAUUGGACAACUUCCGUUGGAAAGGCAUUUCUCUCAUCGACGUUCUCAUCGCGAAGUUCCAUGUCGUCUGUCCAGUACUCUUCGGUAUCUACGGUAAUGAACGAACCCUGGAAGGAAAGCAUCGUCUCGGUUGGUGGCGAGAGGAAGGUGGCGGAGCGUUUGUGCCAGAGCAGAGGCACUUCGAGAGGAUGACAGGUCUCGGAGCCGGCUUUGCGGGCAUCUCACUUAAGAAUUACGAGAAAGCUCGCGCGCAGAACCCCUAUCCAGAUAAGCACUACUGGACGUCGCUUGCCAGUAUCACCAACGUUCCUCCACAGGAGAUCACGCAAACACAUUUCGUAGUGCUCAAGGCCAUGAUUGAAAAUUUUGAGUCAAAAUUCUUACACUUCUUCGGAGACGCGGCGAUUGCAGCAUUGAGGCUCGCCUUGAUUGAGCUUCCAAGGAGAUCACCUCCUAGUGUCGCAGCAAAGUCGCUGGCUGGGUUGGUAGAUGUGCUCAAGAGGGAUAAGAAGCUUAUCUUGUGA